Molecule: messenger RNA, 330 nt
Organism: Folsomia candida
Lineage: Eukaryota; Metazoa; Arthropoda; Collembola; Entomobryomorpha; Isotomidae
Product: 60S ribosomal protein L21-like
Exons: 1
Coding region: 1-330 (109 amino acids)
Biological process (GO): translation
Cellular component (GO): cytosolic large ribosomal subunit; ribosome
Molecular function (GO): structural constituent of ribosome
Source: RefSeq, a predicted model, not a curated record
AUGCCUUACAGGUACUAUCAUGGAAAGACGGGGCGCGUUUAUAAUGUGACGAAGAGGGCUCUUGGCGUUAUUGUCAAUAAGAAGAUCCGUGGCAAGAUUUUGGCCAAGAGGAUUAACGUCCGAGUUGAGCAUGUCACUCAUUCCAAGUGUCGUACCGACUUCUUGGACCGAGUUCAAGAGAACGAGAAAUUGAAGAGGGAUGCGAGGACGAAAGGAAUCAGUGUCGUUUGCAAGCGACAGCCUAAACAGCCAAGAUUAGCCCAUUUUGUCAGCACAAAAGGCAACGCUCCCCAACUCCUCCAACCCAUCCCCUACGAAUUUGUAGCGUAA